CCUAUGAUGGAUUCUUUGGUCGCUACCCCUAUUGCUAUGGCUACUGGAAGAAGUAUGCUGACCUUGAAAGACGCAAGGGUACCAAGGAAACAGUUAUGAAGGUGUUUAACCGGGGAUUGGAUGCGAUCCGACUAAGUGUUGACCUGUGGCUUCACUUCAUGGAGUACAUCACAUCGCAGUACCCUGAUGAUGAGGCAUUCGUGAGGCAAGAGUUUGAGCGUGCCAUUGAAACUUGUGGCCUGGAGUUCAAGUCAGACAAGCUGUGGGAGGCAUACAUAAAUUGGGAGAGUGGUGGUAAGAGAUGGAAAAAUGUUACACAGCUGUAUGAGAGACUUCUAGCUACUCCAACAAGUAAAUACAUGCAGCACUGGCAAAAGUUCCAGGAGCAUGUGAAAAAGCACCUGCCGAGUGAAGUUGUUGGCGUGGAUGAAUUCCUCAGUUUACGGCGGUCUGUCCUGACCGAGUUGAACCGCUCAGACAUUGAGACUCCAGAUGAAGCCCCCCCGGGUGUGGAGGCAGCCCCUGGGGACGAACAAGUGGGGACAAACGUGGACGAAGAGACUAAAGCUCUGCAGAAGAGUAUUAUAUCUGCACGCCAGAAGAUUCACGAGGCAAAUGUUGUAGAAGCAAAAGCAUUGUGGAGUUAUGAGGAUGCCAUCAAGAGGCCAUAUUUCCAUGUGAAGCCACUAGAGAAGAGCCAGUUGACAGCCUGGAGGAAUUACCUUGAUUAUGAAAUUAAGCAAGGAAAAGCAUCCAGAGUCAGAGUGUUGUUUGAGAGAUGCCUCAUAGCAUGUGCCUUGUACGAGGAGUUCUGGAUGAGGUAUAUAAGAUACCUAGAGGAAUCAGGAGCACAAGAAAGUGAAGUCCGUGCAAUCUACCAAAGGGCCUGUCUCAUUCAUCUUAGAGACAAGUUCAGACCACACCUUUCCUGGGCAGCAUUUGAAGAAGAGAAAGGUGAUGGAGACCGAGCCCUUGAGAUCCUAGAUGAUAUACAGACAAGAGUUCCUGGAAGUUUGGAAGCUUGGAUGCAGGCUGCUGGGGUUGAGCGUCGCAGGGGUAACAUGGAAGCUACAAAAGAAGUAUUUGAUCGCUGCCUAGCGAUCUGCCAAGAAAGGGAAGAUAAGAAUGCACACUCGCAUGUAUCGCUCAAGUAUGCGAGGUUCCACACUUUGUUCUGUGGUGACACAGACAAGGGAGUUGAGAUCCUCAGAGAAGCUCAUGAAUAUAACAAGAAUAACAGCAAUGUGUUGCUAGCAUUGGUGGAUCAGGCUCUCCUGUGUCAGCCUCCAAAAUUUGCUAUGGCAGCAGAAAUCUUGAAAGAGGGGCUUGAUUCCUGUCAGCAACCUGGAACCAGACUGAUGUUUGCUCACAGAUAUUUCCACUUCAUGUCUGAAUGUGGACAAGAGACAGACAGUGUGACCAAUGGCCUGCGUGUUUUAAGGGAAGUUCAGAUGGAGGUGAGACAAAUGGAUGCAUGUGCGUCAGAAACAGAUACUGCAAGUAAUACCAGCAAGCAAGGAGAUGCAGCCAGUGGGGGUAUCUCUGUCAUUGAGUCCCGGCGAGAGAAGAGAGGGAGCCAAGAGAAGACCAGUCCCAGCCCUGUCAAUGGCACAACAGGAACAACACAGCAACAACAGGCAGUUAACACAAAUUACCAAGGCUACCAGCAGGCAGGAUAUGGUGGCUACAACCAGGGCUAUGCACAGGGCUAUGGAGCUUCACACUACCAAGGAUGGGGCUAUCCAGCUCAACAGGGUGGUUAUGGUUAUGGACAGCAGGGUUGGGGGGCAUAUGGAAGUUACUAUGGUCAGAGAUAAGAAUGAAAUCAUUCUUUUAAUUUUACUCCUUUUAAGUGAUUCACAGAUAUAAGUAAUCCUCCAUGUGUAAAGCAUGAUUGUAUAUUGGAAUGCUUUGUUAACAGGAUUUCCAAGUUGUCUAGGAGAUUGCAUCACUUUUUGUUGUAUGGUGAGUAAUGAUAAAGUUCUUGAUAUUCACUUAAGCCUUUCAAGUUUAGAUAUUUGUAUUGCGUCUCAUUAUGAUGAACUUAGUUCAUAUGUCUUGAAUGUACGAUGGAGUAUGUAUGUCUUUGGCAAUUUAGUAAUACUGUGAAUAAAUGUGAUUGCAAAAGGUAGUCUGCAUGAGACCAUACAAACCAGAGAAACUGUUUGAAAUCUGGAAAAUUAUAAAUCCCAUCUUUAGCAUAUUUGAUUAAGCUAUUAAGUACAGUUGCAUAGCACUAUAUUUAGGAAAUAUUCAGUGCAGAACUUGUGUAGAAACUUUGUGAACCAAGUGAUGGGAAGUAAGGCUUUCAAUAUGUAGUGUUUGUUUCAGUGAUGGGUAAAAUAUAUAACAAAGAGGCCUGGGUCUCCCAUUUUUAAAUUUUAAGAAAAGUUGCUUGUACACAAAAAAAAAAAAAAAAAAAAAUCUGGCACGAGAAAUUAAGAAUGUUUGCAUACAGAUUUUGUACAGAUUUUACUUUUUUGAAAGUUGACUAAUAAAGAAUAAGAAAUAUCUUUGAAAAUCGAGACUGGUAUUGUAAUUUGAAAAAUCCUUUUUUGUCUUUUGUAGAAGAAUAUAUUUCAUUGAUAGAUGCUGUGUAUACCAAUUUGGUAUAAAGUUUCAAGUUAAAAGGCUUUUAUACCUUAUUUUUACAGUAUGCUUCUUUUUACUUUGUUCUACAGCUAGUAGAGACCAAUGAAGUAAAUAGUUAGAACAUUUAUGGUUCAAAAUAUUUUAUUUUCUCAUAAGGAUUCCCUUCUAAAGUGUAGAAAAUGACAGAAAUGAGUAAAUGAUAGAACUGACAGUGAAUAUUUUUAUAGAUGCUGUAUGAAUAUAAAAAGUAAUUAAGUUUACUAAAAUCCAUGUUCAUAAAACCAAAUAAGAAACUAAUUUUUUGUCUGUGUCCUAAGUUAGUCUUACUUUUAUCACUUGCAGUCGACAAUCAUAUCCAUGUCUGCCACAUAGGUGAAUUGAUAUGCCAAACGGUCGUUUACUCAUUGAAAUGUUUUGAAACAUUUUGAGCCACUUAUUAAAUUGAAUUGUUUA
This is a messenger RNA of Penaeus vannamei (Pacific white shrimp), 3045 nucleotides long. NCBI's taxonomy places the organism in Eukaryota, Metazoa, Arthropoda, Malacostraca, Decapoda, Penaeidae. The record is from RefSeq and is a predicted model, not a curated record.